CGGAUGCUUCACACUUCCAUUUUCCCACCAAACUAUAUCAAAAAAACGUCUAAGAUUUUAAAUUCUAAAUUACGAACAUAUUAUUAUGAAUAAUUACAAUGAUUUCCAUCAAAUAUCAGAUAUUUCUAGUAUCUCAACAUGUUCUCAAUCUAGUAGAUUUAUUGGCAGAAUGGAAUCUACAGAGAGUUUGUUGUUUGACAAUUAUUCUAGUAUUGCAAAAAAUAGCAACAAGUUUGCUAUGAAUCAGAACAUAAAUUUGAAUGAAAAACUAAUAAACUCUUUAGUAUUAUGUGAGAAAAAUGUAAGUGAACACAUAAAAGUCAAUAUUGUUUAUCAAUGUAUAAAAGAGGCAUCUUUCAAUCCUAAAAAUAUCCUGUGCAAGAGCACAGCAGAUAAAUUGGCAAAUUUACUUUUACUUGAUAAACUUGACAAAUACAUGCAUCUUCCUUUAUUGACAAAACACACGCAAGAUGAGAUGAAACUUUUGGGAAUCAGUGACUUACCAUUGUCUGACUUGAGUUCUGAUGAGAAAUUAGAUAUAAAGUGUUGUGUUGAGACAUUACUUCGUGAAAGGAUACACAAUAUGAUAUUGAAAUAUGAAGCUUUAGAAAGAAAUACUCAAGAGAUAUCGAAGAAUAAUGAAUACAACAUAUGCAGCAAGUUUCUGGAAUAUUCUGACAUACCAUUGGCGCAAUGGAAGAAUAAAAUUGAAGAGUUGCUUCUGCAAUGCGAAAACGAUUUGUCGAAGUACGCAGACUUGAUCAAUCAAUGGACUAAAUUAAAAUACGAAGACAUGAGCCAGAUGCAAUUAGAAAAAACAGUAUAUCUGCAUCUGCAAGCAAAUGUUGCCGAGUUGCAAGCAAAGAUAACAAGGCUUACUUGCGCAGUUAGAAUGUUCCAGGAAACUCCGAUCACUCUUGAUGCUUUUAAAAGGCUGGAUCAAUUAGUCGAAAACAAAUUGAAAGCAGUUACGGAUGAACUUAAGCAAAAAGAAGAUUUAAAAAAGCUUUAUGAUCACUUAAAAAAUACAGAAUAUGAUCAGGUAUUGAAAGUCUACUUGCAACUCUGUAAUGCAAUAAGAAAAAAGAAACGUCUCCUUGAUAUGUUAAAAUAAAUUAAAGAAAAAAUUUUUUAUAAAGAAAAAUAUUUAAAAAUGUAAUUAUAGCUUAUACUUUUCUAUGUGUGUGUAUAUAUAUAUAUACAUCUUAAAAUCUAUUCAAUUUUCUUGUUCUGCUGAAAUGAUUAAAAGCAUGUCAAUAGAUCA
Messenger RNA from Pseudomyrmex gracilis, 1264 nucleotides. RefSeq lists its product as uncharacterized. The transcript has 3 exons. Bases 86 to 1114 code for a protein of 342 amino acids. Lineage: Eukaryota; Metazoa; Arthropoda; Insecta; Hymenoptera; Formicidae. The record is from RefSeq and is a predicted model, not a curated record.